GAUCUCGCUCUCGCACCCGCGCUCGCUCCUCUUCGCGCUACCACAUCAAGCCUACAAACAGCAAAGAGCCACCGGCAACGCACGCUCGCGGUGGCACAUCGCACCACAGCCUCGUGCACGCUCGCGGUGGCACGUCGCACCCCAGCCUCGUGGCUUCAGCAGCACCGUCCUCCACGCACCGCCCGCGGCGCCGCAGCAUGGUCGCCUCGCCCGAUGCGGCACCCGUGCCGGCGCCGCCGCAGACGCAGGCGCUGCUGCAGACGCUGCACCGGCACCACUCGCGCCUGCCCGGCGGUCUCUACCUGCUCUCCUUCUGCCCGCCCGUGCCGUCGCCGUUCAGCUCGCCGCGCGCCUUUGUGCAGCACCCGGGCGUGCUCUACGCCUGCGGCUUCGUCUCGGCCGUCAUUGCCGGCAUGGGCAUUCUCUCGCUCGACAUCUUGUACGGGACAGUGUGGACCGCAGGGAUCACUGGCCCCGGCGUCACGCCCGAGCAGAUCCGCUCCGUCAGCACGCGCACGGCGUGGAUCAUGGCCAUCGUGUCGGGCAUCUACUUUAUCUUCUGCUGGCUCUUCCUCGCCUGCUUCACCGCCGCUUCGGCCGCGCUCACGCAGCGCCUGCGCCACGCAUACAUCGCCAGUGUCCUGUCGCAGGACGCCGCCUACCACGAUCGCCACGGCGCAGGCGAGGUGGCGACGCACGCCGGCAAGGAGUGCGGCACGAUCCGCGUCGCGCUCGGCGAGAAGCUCGGCUUCGUCGUCUGGUCGCUCUCCACUCUUGUCUCGUCCGUCACCGUCGGCUUCAUCAAGAACUCGCGCGUCGCUGGCACGCUCUUCGCCUUGAUUCCUUUCUGCGUCAUCCUCUUCAGCUUGCUCGCGAUGCUGACCGAGCGCAUCGGCGGCCCGAUGCUGCGCCUCGAGGGGCGUGCCAGCUCCUUCCUCGAGGAAUGCCUGGGCGGCGUGCGCGUCACACAGGCCUUUGGCAUGCGGGAGCACCUCGUCGAGCGCUUCGACCACGCCAUGCUCAAGCCGCUCGCGCGCCUCGGCAUGAAGCGUGCCGCCAUUCGUGGCGGCGAGAACGGCACGUUCUACACGACGCUGAUGCUGUCCUACGCAACGGCGUUCUUUGCCAUCGCGCGCUUCCGGGGAGAGACGGGCCCGUCGCUCACGGCGUUCUGGAACUUCCUGAACUCGCUCUUCUGUCUGGCCAACAUCGUGCCGAUGCUCUCGGCGCUCAUCGACGCGACGACGGCGACGAACCACCUGCGCCGGACGAUCGAGCGCGUGCCGCUCAUCGACGUGCGCGACCCGGGCGGACUGCGGCUGCCACUCGAGCAGCCGCCGAGCAUCGAGCUCAAGAAUGUCGUCAUGGCCUACCCGUCGCGGCCGAAUGUGCCGUCGCUCGACGGCGUCAGCGUCACCUUCCCCGCCGGCAAGGUGACCGCGCUGGUUGGCCAGUCGGGCUCGGGCAAGUCGACGAUCACCGAGCUCCUCAUGCGCGCCUACGACCCGCUCACGGCGAAUCUGCGCCAAGCUUCCGACGAGGCAGACGACGCCGCCGACCGCGCCGCCAUGGGCGAGAAGCUCGAGCCCAAGGAGGGUGAGCAGAAGCCCAAGAAGAAGCUGUUUGGCGGCCGCACGAAGAGCAUCAGCUCUGCGGAGGACCCUGAGAAGGCUGAUGAGAAGACAAAGCCGAUCAACGAGGUGCCGCAGGUGCAGGGUGCCGGCGAUGUGUACCUCGACGGACACGACCUGCGCGACCUCAACCUCUCGUGGCUGCGCAGCCAGAUCGCCAUCGUGCGUCAGAUGCCGCAGAUCACCACCGCCAGCAUCUUUGAGAACGUCGCCGCCGGUCUGACGGGCACGGAGCUCGAAUACCGCCCGCAGGACGGCGGCGUCGAGGCGAUGGACGCAAGCGAGAAGCUGCGCUACGAACAGAUCCGCGAGCGCGUCAGUGCUGCGCUCGUCAAGGCGCAGGCCUUCGACUUUGUGUCACGCCUUCCUAGCGGCAUGGACACUCAGGUCUCCGGUGGCAAGACUGGCCUGCUGUCUGGUGGCCAGCGCCAGCGCAUCGCCAUUGCCCGUGCGCUGAUCCGCGAGCCCAAGCUCCUGAUCCUCGACGAGGGCACUUCGGCGCUGGAUUCACAGAGCGAGGCACUUAUCCGCGAUAUGCUGCAGGAGGAGCAGCGCCGCCGCGGCAUGACGACGAUCCUCAUUGCUCACCGCCUGUCGACCAUUGCCCAUGCGGACCAGAUCGUCGUCAUGCGCAACGGACGGAUCAUCGACCGGGCCAGCACGACAGACGAGGCCAGCGCACACACGCAGCUCAUGGAUCCGAAGCGCGACAACGAUGUCAAUCUCUACCGCACCAUGGUGCUGACGCAGCGGCACAUCGCCACGGCAGAGAACGACAACUCGAUUAAGACCGCCCUCGCCGAAGAGACGGACGAAGAUGAGACGUCCUCGCUCGAGCUCCUCGACUCGGACGGCGUUACGACCCGCGUCGCUGCGCAAAGCACUCGCGCCCCUAGCCAGCCUUCGUCGUCGUUGCAGCAGCGCCCAGUACCACUCAAGCACCGCACCAGCCGGGCAUCCGACCACCCACCAGUGCAGCUGGCGGGACGUGGCGCCACCACCAUGGCGCACGUGGAGCAGGCGACUGCCGAGGAGGGCCUGAAGGGCGUCUCGACUGAGGAGGAACACGCGGAGCUCAAGCGGCAGAGCAAACGCGAGCGCCGCCGCCUGCUCGUGCACUUCGGCCGCCUCCUGCGCCGCUACUGGUUCUUGUUCCUUGUCGGCCUCAUCGGCGCGAUCUUGGUCGGAGCGGCGUUCCCGAUUGCGGGCUGGCUGACCGGCGGAGGUGUCAACGCCCUUACGAUCGACCGAGUCACUGAGAACGACCGACGCGUGCGCGAGUCGAACCGCUACGCACUGUACUUCUUCCUCCUCGCCAUGGCCUCCCUCGUUCUCGUCACCCUUCACUCCUGCGCGCUCGAGUUCGCUUCCGAACGGCUCCUUCGCCGGCUGAAGCGCCAGUCCUUCGCCGCCGUACUGCUGCAAGAGAUUGGGUUCUUCGACGCGCCUGAGAACCACGCGGGCAGCCUUACCGCCUCGGUCUCGUCGAGCCCUGCAAGCGUGGCCGCUGCCACCGGCCUGACGUCCUCGCAGCUGAUCGUGUCCUGCACCAACCUGGUCGGCAGUGUCAUUCUCGCCUUCAUCCUCUCGUGGAAGGCCGCCGUUGUCGUCCUGGCGCCGCUCGUCAUCCUCUUCUUCUCCUCAUGGGCAAACGUCGUCAUGCUCGAGCGCUACGAGUCGGAGGUCUCGGUGCCCGCGGGCAAGGCUGCGUCGUACGUGGCCGAGAACGUUGAUGCGAUGAAGGAGAUCGCGGCGCUCGGCCGCGAGUUAGAGGUGAUGCGGCGCUUCGACGAGCAGGCGCGCACGGAGCCCAAGCGGACCCAGUACCUUAUCUGGGGUGCGGGCGGCUUUGCGAUCUCUCAGAUGGCCGUCCUAGCCGUCUCCGCGCUCAUCUUCUACUGGGCCGGCGCGCGCCUCUACGCCGACGGCGAGAUCUUGCAGACCAACCUCUACGCGCUCUUCGAAGCGGGCGUGAUAGGAGUGUUCUCCGCGGGCCGCCUACUCACUUUCGUACCGGACCUAGGCCGUGCGUUGUCGGCGUUCAGGAAGAUUGUGGGCUGGUCGGAGCGCAAGCCACGCGUCGCGCAGCUCCCAUUGACGGAUCAGCCCUUCACUGGCAUCGGCGACAUCGUGUUCAGCGACGUCGAGCUGCGCUACCCGCAGCGCCCCGACCACCCGGCGCUGACUGGCCUCAAUCUCGUCAUCAAGAGCGGCCAGACGCAUGCCUUUGUCGGCCCGAGCGGCGCCGGCAAGUCGACGAUCCUCCAGAUGGUCGCGAGAUUCUACGACCCGGCAUUUGGGACGCUUUCUGUCGGCGGCAUCGAUGUGCGCACCGUGCCGGUUGAGGUCUUCCGAGAGAAGAUCGGCCUCGUCUCGCAAGACCCAGUGCUCAUCAGCGGCUCGAUUGGCUGGAACAUCUCGCUCGGCUCGCCCGAUCCCGCGAGCGUGACGCGUGCCCAGCUGGAGGAGGCAUGCGAGCAGGCGUGCAUCCUAGACUUCAUCCGCUCUCUCCCGGAUGGCUUCGACAGCGAUGUGGGAGGGAAGGGCGCGCAGCUCAGCGGCGGCCAGAAGCAGCGUCUCUGCAUCGCGCGGGCACUCAUCCGCGACCCCAAGAUCCUGCUGCUCGACGAGGCAACGAGCGCGCUGGACGCGGAGGCCGAGGUGAGCGUGCAGCAGGCGCUUGCACGCGCCUCGACGGGCCGCACAUGCGUCACGAUUGCCCACCGGCUCUCGACGGUGCGCAAGGCACACUGCAUCCACGUCGUCGAGGACGGCCACAUCAUCGAGUCGGGCACGCACGACGAGCUGCUGGCGCGCCGCGGCCGCUAUCUCGAGCUGAUCGAGGCGCAGCUGUAGCCGCGCUCGGCCCGCGCUUGUCCCCACUCCGUCACCCGAUGUACUCUAGAUGCUCGCCCUAUACACUGUGGAAUGCUUGGAACGCCGUACACAUCGCUGAUUGCCCUCGAGUCGAGCUGUCUGUGUCUAAAAAUACAUUCGCCGCAGGGCCGCGCUCAGCGAGGCUCGCAGGCCUCGGCGUAGCCGGGCGGCAGCUCGUCAGUGCCAGCGUCGCCCGCUGCUGACGGCGCUGCAGCGCCCAGCGUCUCCUGUGCCCAUGCCUGUGCCUCGGCCUCCUCCUCCUGUCGGGCCACGGCAGCUGCCUCGAGGU
Tilletiopsis washingtonensis is the source of this 4797-nucleotide messenger RNA. Its product is annotated as P-loop containing nucleoside triphosphate hydrolase protein. Gene Ontology annotation, cellular component: membrane. The record is from RefSeq and is a predicted model, not a curated record. Lineage: Eukaryota; Fungi; Basidiomycota; Exobasidiomycetes; Entylomatales. The transcript is spliced from 4 exons. Gene Ontology annotation, molecular function: ATP binding; ABC-type transporter activity; ATP hydrolysis activity. The coding region runs from base 198 to 4487 and encodes 1429 amino acids. Gene Ontology annotation, biological process: transmembrane transport.